Molecule: messenger RNA, 2583 nt
Organism: Exserohilum turcica Et28A
Lineage: Eukaryota; Fungi; Ascomycota; Dothideomycetes; Pleosporales; Pleosporaceae
Exons: 1
Coding region: 498-2420 (640 amino acids)
Source: RefSeq, a predicted model, not a curated record
GCUGCACUUGACUCAUCCACGCCAUUGCAUUGCAUGUACCCGUUCCCAUUUCUGUGCAGGCUGUCUUGAUCAUCGCCCGCUUGCCUCUCUGACUCUUUCGCUUUUGCGUCCACACCUCCCUCGACUGCAUAUAUACAACCCACCUCGUCCGGCGCUUGUCUCAGCCAGGCCAUCAUCCGCGCCAUAAAUACGCUCAAUUCCCAACACCUGCCCACUACCCCUAGCACGCCGGGAACACUCUUCUCUUUUUUCAAACUGACAUCUUCCUUUGGUGCCACAUGCGCGCGAGCCGUCCCUCCGACCUUGAAUCCAGCUACAUCCAACUUGGUUACCCAUUUCCUACCCUGAUCAACUCGGACAAGUUGGCCUGACAACACUUCCCAACACCCGACUGGACAUCGUCAGCCAAGGGCCGCCAGCCUUUGGGUCAACGUCGCUUGUACAUCCCUCGGUCAUCCUAAGUCACUUGUAUCUGGCACUCCACCCUUGUUGUCACCAUGUGCCGGAUCGAAGAAGGCCAUACCUACUACUGCGACAAAGCGCGCAGUGGGAAAACAUGCCGGGACGUACGGAGAGUGCCCCCUUCCUACACACAUACGAGAGGCUCAGCAUCACGCGAUGAUACACCCUCUCCCGUAAAUCCUCCUACACCUACGGGUACCGGUACCUAUCUUACCCAACGCCGUCGUCCAUCCAACAGUGGCAGCCGCCCUUCUACUCGAGAUGGCCAGCGCAUCAACCCAGAGAUCAUCAUCGAGUUCGGUUCCAAGAAAGGAAAGGGAGGCAAAUACUCCUCCGUCUCCUUUUCGACAAAAAAUCAGAAACACCCGUCACUAGGCUCCCUCGGGUCUAAUGACGCAGCAGUGGACUUUGCAGACUCAGAGGCUUCGUACACCCUACGCACUGGCUUCCCCGAAGCCCCUCUACCUCCUCCGGCCGCCUAUGACCAGCCCAAUACCUUCCUUCCUACUCCUCCUAUGCCACACGGAUACUACAGCCCGUACACCCCAUCGGCAUCUUCGAGCCAAACCCCUUCGCUGACCAUACCAUCGGAAGCAGACUUUGAUCUGCCCGCUACUCGUCGAGCUACCCGUCCGUCUGCUACUAUAAUCCACAACCCUACCGUUGGUCCUUCAUCACCAACAAAGCCGCAGCAGGCACCAUCCUCAGGCUCCUACAAGGUCAAGAGGAUCGCACCAAGGGACCUUCCCCACGACGACCCAGCCCCCAGCAGCCUGCAUCCGCUUGAUUACGAUCAGUACGCCGACUAUCCCAACCCCUCUCGUGCAACUUCUGGUGUAGCCGAAACCACGCGACCCACCAAGAAUACCAGUGAACGAAGAAAGAAGCUGAGCGAAGAUCUUAGCUACCAAGACGAUGCCGACCGAAAGAGGACUGAUGAUGCUGCAAAGGCUGAGAACGACAAGCACGUUCGCUUCGAACUUGGCCGCUACGAAGCUCGCGCCAAAGAGCGAAGCGAGAGAGCACUGGCUGAAAAGGAAAAGGAUCGUGCCACCGCCAGGGAAGCAGAACGCCAGCGCAAAAAGGCCGAGCGUCUGGAGCAGGAGAGGAAGGAGCUCGAGGAACAGAGAGCAAAAGAGCGCAAGAAGGAAAGAUCGAAGCCUCCAGCCACUGAGCACACAAAGCGACCAUCCAAUUCUCGAAGGCUGUCUUCACUGAUGACACCUGAAGAGCAAGCAGAACAACGACGCCUUCUAGAAGCAGACAGUCUUUUCAUGCAGGGUGAGAAGCAGGCUGCAGAAGCUCGUGAGCGGGAAGAACGCAGAGCCGCUGCUCGACAACAACAGGAGGCAUCAACGUACUAUGAUCCUCGGGGCGGCGACCGGUCUCUAUCAAACAACAAUAACGCUAGCACGACGCAACGUAGUACCAUGCCACGUCACGAUAGCUUUGCCUCUACUACACGUCCCUCUGGCCUCAGCCGCACCUCCAGUAAGCGGCGACCAAGCAUCUCACAACCAAGCCCGCCUCCUGCCAACACUCAAUCAUCUGCGGACUACUCUGUUCGGUCACCAAGCACACGUACACGCGCGCCACCGCCACUUUCUUUUCCAAAGAACUUCAAUCAAGAUCACACGCGUCCUUCAUCAUCUCGACGUGCAUCCAUCACACAAGACAACCCCUUUUCACCAACCUCGGUAACGUCUCCAACACAUGAUCCUUGGGAUGUGCGCAAUGGAGACAGUGCGCCCCCGCCCACUCGGCCUUCGGAGAGUAGCAGGUAUCAGAUUACACAGCCUCGCGAUGACCCAAUCGUCCACAGCCCUACUCGUUCCGUCCGACGCACCACCGAUUACGUAAGCGUGUUUGAUGGGGAUGACGAUGGUGUAGAAGAAUACCCGCCCGUGUAUGCUUCGCGCCUAGGAUUAAGCAGAAGUGGAUCGAGGAGGAAGCAUUGAGUUUUGUCACUUUUGUUUGUAUAGACUUUUCCUUACCAUUUUUUUUGUCGUCGUUGUUCUUUUAGGCGUUUGCGUAUUCCCUUGGCUUUUCCAUCAGUCUUGUCUAUGAUACCCUGUCGUUCGAUAUGUAUAUGUAGCGUACCACGCAAAAUUUCAACAUUCU